AUGGCGCAGAUCUUCGCCAAGGAGAAGGUGUACGCAGUGGACCAGAGUUUCCAGAACGGCAACCGAGACGCCUUCAACCAGGGCUACGGAAACCUGGGUGGUUUCACAGGCCAGGGAGGCUUCGGCAAACAGGACAAGGUGAACCAGUACGGCAACCAGCAGUACGGUGCCUUCAAGGGCUACGGACAGGGCAACUACGGCAAGCACGGACGCUCGUCGUUUGGCGAGGGCGCCCAGGGCAUCAACAACUACGGACACGCGGCAGGAUACGGGACGCAAGCACAGCAGGGCAAGGGAUAUGGAGGCUACGGACACGGAGGCGUGGCCGGCUACGGGGGAGCCAUCAAUCGUGGAUACGGCGGAUACGGAGCCACACAAGCCGUGGCGCCGAUUCUCGCAAGACCCAUCGCGCAUGGCCUAGCUCCAGGCCUUGGAUACGGAAUUGGGCAUGGAAUUGGGCAUGGAAUUGGGCACGGAAUAGGAGGCCAUCAUGGCAUAGGGGCAGGGCCGCUUUUCUACUGA
Messenger RNA from Dermacentor silvarum, 522 nucleotides. RefSeq lists its product as uncharacterized. NCBI's taxonomy places the organism in Eukaryota, Metazoa, Arthropoda, Arachnida, Ixodida, Ixodidae. The transcript is spliced from 2 exons. The record is from RefSeq and is a predicted model, not a curated record. The coding region runs from base 1 to 522 and encodes 173 amino acids.